Messenger RNA from Colletotrichum orchidophilum, 126 nucleotides. RefSeq lists its product as uncharacterized. The record is from RefSeq and is a predicted model, not a curated record. The transcript has 2 exons. Bases 1 to 126 code for a protein of 41 amino acids. NCBI's taxonomy places the organism in Eukaryota, Fungi, Ascomycota, Sordariomycetes, Glomerellales, Glomerellaceae.
AUGUUCGUUAAUGCCCAAUCAUUCGUCGCCCACCACAGUGGAAGCGGGACGACAUCCUCAACGGCAAAGCCAGCCCCGAGAUCUGCUGUUCAUACGGCGUCUGCAAGGGUGAUGUCGUCGUCAUGA